GCCGCCCGCGUAAAUUCGAAAUGGCUGAUGAUUUGCAGGCGGGUGUAGUUCUGGAACCUGACGCUAUGGUUCCACCGAGACCUGAGUUGGCGGCGGAGGAGGAACCGGCGUCCUGGAAGGAAGGUUUAUUCCAGGAUACAGAUCCAUGCAGUGAUUGUGGCUAUCAUGCUAAUCCAGGUGCUACUGUAAAAACUCUAAUGCCAGAAGGAAAAAUUCUUUUUCCACAAAUUAUCCAAACAAAUGAACUUCUGUUUUAUGAGCGAUUCAGAGCCUAUCAAGAUUACAUUUUAGCUGACUGUAAGGCCUCUGAAGUAAAGGAAUUCACAGUCAGCUUCUUGGAAAAGGUCCUUGAACCAUCUGGAUGGUGGGCAGUGUGGCACACUAAUGUGUUUGAGGUGUUGGUUGAGGUUACAAAUGUGGACUUUGCAGCAUUGAAGGCAGUGGUGAAGCUUGCAGAGCCGUGUAUCUAUGAAUCUAAAUUGAGCACUUUUACCUUGGCCAAUGUGAAGGAGCUUUUGGACCUGAAGGAGUUUCAUCUGCCUCUGCAGGAGCUGUGGGUGGUAUCAGAUGACUCACAUGAAGUUCACCAGAUGGCCCUUGCGAUCGAGCACGUCAGAUUUUUCUAUAAAAACAUCUGGAGAAGUUGGGAUGAAGAAGAGGAGGAUGAGUAUGAUUAUUUUGUCAGAUGUGUUGAACCUCGAUUGAGAUUGUAUUAUGAUAUACUUGAAGAUCGAGUUCCCUCAGGACUUAUCGUUGACUACCACAAUCUGUUGUCUCAAUGUGAAGAGAGUUACAGGAAAUUUUUAAAUCUGAGAAGCAGUUUGUCAAGUUGUAAUUCUGACUCUGAGCAGGAAAAUAUCUCCAUGGUGGAAGGGUUAAAUUUGUAUUCAGAAAUUGAACAGUUGAAGCAAAAGCUAAAACUUAUUGAGAAUCCUUUGUUGAGAUAUGUUUUUGGUUAUCAGAAAAACUCUAAUAUCCAAGCAAAGGGUACUCGUCAAAAUGGCCAGAAGGUCAUCCAUGUGGUUUCCUCCACCAUGAAGACAGGUCUGCUUCGGUCUCUAUUUAGGGACAGGUUUUGUGAGGAGUCUUGCAAAGAAGAAACGGAAAUUCAGUUCCAUAGUGAUCUGUUGUCUGGUAUAAAUGCCUGCUAUGAUGGUGACACUGUCAUUGUUUGUCCUGGCCAUUAUGUAGUUCAUGGCACCUGCUCCAUAGCUGACUCCAUUGAGUUGGAAGGAUACGGUCCACCAGAUGAUAUCAUCAUUGAAAAGAGGGGCAAAGGAGAUACUUUUGUGGAUUGCACGGGUAUGGAUGUUAAAAUUUCAGGCGUAAAAUUUAUUCAGCAUGAUUCUGUAGAAGGAAUCUUAAUUAUUCACCAUGGCAAGACCACCCUGGAAAACUGUGUACUGCAAUGUGAAACUACAGGAGUCACAGUGCGCACAUCAGCAGAACUGUUUAUGAAAAACUCAGAUGUUUAUGGUGCCAAGGGUGCUGGUAUAGAAAUAUAUCCUGGAAGUAAAUGUACCCUGACUGACAAUGGAAUCCAUCAUUGCAAGGAAGGAAUCCUCAUUAAGGACUUCCUUGAUGAGCAUUAUGAUAUUCCCAAAAUAUCUAUGAUAAAUAACGUCAUACAUAAUAAUGAAGGUUAUGGUGUUGUUUUGGUGAAGCCUACAAUUUUCUGUGACCUACAGGAACAUGCCCAAGAUGAAACUAAUGACAAUACAGUUCAGAAAAAUAAAGAGGCAGAUGUCACUGAAGGAUUAGAUCUGGAAGAAAUGCUUCAGUGUGUGUCUAACAAAAUGGAGCCUUAUGCCACAGCAGACUUUAAUGAACAAGCUAAGGGAAACUGUGAAAUUAUAAAUGAACUGCUUGCUAUUUCCAUGCAGAAAGGCCGGAUAAAGAAAAGACUGAGUGAACUUGGGAUUGUACAAGCUGACGACGACUUAAUGUCACAGGAGAUGUUUAUUGAAAUUGUGGGGAAUCAGUUUAAGUGGAAUGGCAAGGGGAGUUUUGGCACCUUUCUUUAUUAGCUACAAUGAUACCAAUAACUCACAAAGUAUUGUGUUUUGACAUGUCCUAAGCACGCUACUUAAUAUACGUUGCUUCAUUUGCUUCAUAACUGUAUAUUAUAUAAAGUGUACUUGAUUAA
Molecule: messenger RNA, 2146 nt
Organism: Rattus rattus (black rat)
Lineage: Eukaryota; Metazoa; Chordata; Mammalia; Rodentia; Muridae
Gene: Shcbp1
Product: SHC binding and spindle associated 1
Exons: 13
Coding region: 21-2027 (668 amino acids)
Biological process (GO): fibroblast growth factor receptor signaling pathway
Source: RefSeq, a predicted model, not a curated record